Messenger RNA from Pristis pectinata (smalltooth sawfish), 4027 nucleotides. It is a transcript of the gene nek3, whose product is annotated as NIMA related kinase 3. Gene Ontology annotation, biological process: protein phosphorylation. The record is from RefSeq and is a predicted model, not a curated record. NCBI's taxonomy places the organism in Eukaryota, Metazoa, Chordata, Chondrichthyes, Rhinopristiformes, Pristidae. The transcript is spliced from 17 exons. The coding region runs from base 264 to 1799 and encodes 511 amino acids. Gene Ontology annotation, molecular function: ATP binding; protein kinase activity.
GCCGCUUAUAUCCGGCUGUUGGAAAACCUAGGAGUUGGUCCGCGGGUGGAGGGAUUACACGGGUAUCAAACCAACUGUAUUGAGGGGAAAAAACAUCUUGCCCCCUGAAGGAAAGAAGCGAGGCAUUAACAGAUGAGGUGCGAGGAGGAAAAUGUUUACAACACACGGAGGAGACUUCCUGGUUGAAUGAACCUUUGUCACCGGGAAUUGAGAAGUGCGAUUUGAUUCUGCCCUCAGAUCUGUUUUUGGACAAGUGUUUUACGAUGGACAGUUACAAGGUACUAAAAGUCAUUGGGGAAGGUUCAUUUGGCAGAGCUCUUUUGGUCCAAGCUCAUAAUGAAAGUCAAUAUGUGAUGAAAGAAAUUCAUCUUUCAAAGAAUCCUACUGGACUACAAAGAUCAAGGAGAGAAGCCAUACUCCUUGCCAAAAUGAAGCAUCCCAACAUAGUUGCAUUUAUAGACUCGUUUGAAGUUGAAGGGCAUCUCUAUAUAGUGAUGGAAUAUUGUGAUGGUGGAGAUCUCACACAAAAACUUGUGCGGCAAAAGGAAAAACUAUUCCCCGAAGAAAUGGUGCUGAAUCUGUUUGUACAAAUCUGUCUUGGAAUGAAGCACAUUCAUGACAAACGAGUUCUACACAGAGAUAUUAAAACUAAGAAUAUUUUCCUCACUAAAAAUGGAGUGGUUAAACUGGGAGACUUUGGAUCUGCACACCUACUGAACAGCCCCAUGGCUUUUGCUCAUACCUAUGUAGGAACACCAUACUAUGUAUCUCCAGAAAUCUGGGAGAAUAAACCAUACAAUAAUAAAAGUGACAUCUGGGCCUUGGGAUGUGUCUUAUAUGAAAUCUGUACUCUGCGACAUCCUUUUCAGUCCAAUAGUUGGAAGAAUCUCAUACUGAAGAUCUGUAAAGGCUCGUAUUCUCCAAUCCCAAGACAUUACUCCUAUGAACUACAUUAUAUCAUAAAACAAAUGUUCAAAAGAAACCCAAAGGAUCGCCCCUCUAUUAACACCAUUCUUGCUAGACAUUGCUUUGCAAAGCUAAUUAGCAAUUUUUUAUCACCUGAGAUGGUGAAGGAGGAGUUUAGUGAAAUAACAACCAAAAAGAAAAGAUCAGCACAAACUAAGCAAAAGAAAGUACAGAAAGCUAGUGUCCCAAGUAAAUAUGAAGAACUGUCCUCCAGUGCAGGUGGAAACAAAGUAAGCAUGAAAACCACAGAGGUACCUCCAGAUGUUCGGAAGUGGAAUCUGGCAGAAGGAGAAAAUAUUGCCAAGAGGCUAGCACAAAAAACAUUGGAAGAAACUGCUUCCCAAAUGGAGGUAACACCAAAGGGAGACCAAGUGAUAAUCAAGAGUAGCAAAGUCUCUAAUGUGCAUGCUCGAAAGCAGUGGAAUGAAUUCCCUCCAGACACCGUGUUGGGUAUACUUGAAAAUGCACCACUGUCAUCCAGCAUCCCUGCUGAGGAAGUUAGCUGUGGUGACAACGUGACAGUUUAUCCUAAAAUCAAUCUGCGAAAACAGUGGAACCAACAGCCUCCUGAAACAGUUCUCAAUUUCUUACAGAAUAUAAACUUGAGCUUGGCUUCUAAGACCUACACAAUAAAUAAAGGAGGAAACUAUCUCAUUGGCCCACUUUCAGCCGACAACGGAAAGGCUGAUAGUGUCGAUGGUGAAGUGGAAACUAUUGAGUUGGAUCCAGACAGAUUUGAACCCAGAUCUGAUGAUGAAGACACGGACUUUGAAGAAGCAGAUGAGCCUGACUGGGUGGAUGAAAUGAAGAGGCUGCUGGAGAAUAAUCUUUAAAGUGCUAAUGUUAACCAAAGUGUUUUUUUUCAUUUGAAUUCUAUUGGUCAUCAGGUGUACGUUGUUGGCCAAACACCUGGUUGAAAUCCUUGAAGAAAACUGGGCACAGAAAUGCAGAGGAUUUUUUUUAAGUAGUCAUCUACUUAUAAGUUAGUAAUUAAGGUUUGUGUAACUUUUAUGUUAAUAUGCAAAUCCCUAUUGAAUUUUAAGACAUUGAGAAGAGUUUCACCAUUAUAACAGUAAUCAAUUUAUUACCUGAGACUUAAUCUUGAGCUCAGUGCAAUCUAAACUGAACAGUCUCUGGAAAAACUAUGGUGUAAAGGCGAUAUUGACUCUAUGAAGUCCACUCCUCACUGCAAUUACUCAAAUGACUUUUGUCCUCAUUUACCAACAAUUCCAAGGUCUUGUUUCUGCCCUAGACCUAUAUUCCCCUCUCAUCCUCUGGUCUGACAGGAGUCAACUCUUCAUUUAGCUCCAUCUCUCUGAUCUGAUAUAGGUGCCAGAAUCUUCAUCCUUCUUUGCUUCCAGUUUGUGUUCUCUGCAUCAACCUUCUUGCUUUGCCCAGUUGUCUUAAUUGCUCGCCUUUUUCCAAAGUUGCAUUGACACCUGGGCCCUCCCAGAGAAGGUGCAGUCUCGAGUACUCACACAAGACACUGGAGAAAUAUCUUAAUUAAUAUUUUUUUUUAUUCUGACUAAAGGUAGUUCCAACAGAAAGAAUCUCUGAAAAUAAGUACACUUGGUGAAAAAAGCAUUAGCAAAAAAAAACCAGACAAGUUUUAUUUGCUUUUCCUGUAUAUCUCUAUGAAAGUGUCAGGAAUGUCACAUGCCAAUCUUUCCACCAUCCAGAGGCACUGAACUGAACAACUAAAGUACAAUAACAGUAAACUAUCCUUGUUGCCAAGGGAAAACCAUGUGUGUGAGAAGGGAUAAAAUUAAAAUCAUCAAUGCAGUGGUAGACAUCUGAAAAAGUUGGCAGAGAAAAUAAAUCCAUUAUUUAGCCAUUUUGUUUUCUAGAUUAACAACAUAUUAAGUGAUCACCCAUUAAUUGGAGCAGUUCAUUGAACCAUGUUAAUGAUUUCUUGUGGGAGUGAAUACUGGAUCACUUGAGAUUACUUUUAGUUAGUGCUGUGCUGGUGAAGUUUUCUUGAUUAUUAUAUGUCAAAUGUUAUUCUCAUUUUGGAAUACCAAGCUCUUGAUUUCAAUGAAAAUGGACUCUGUGUCUUAUGAAUCAUUGAACCAAAUGGGGUAUGAAAGUCAUUAGUAAAGAUAUUGGAGGCAGUCAAUCACCAAGGAAUUUGGAGUGAUUGUAGGGAGGCAAAAUGAAACACAGGAACAGAGAAAGGUAGCCAUUUGAACUUGCUCUGUCAUUCAAUAUGAUCAUAUCUGACCUUCUAUUUCAAUGCCCUCAUACUCCUUGAAGCCUUUUGUGUCUAGAAAUCUAUCUCCUUUGCCUGCACAGCCUUCUGUGGUGAAGAGUUCCAUAGGUGUGCUAACUUCUGAGUUCCUUCCCAUCUGAAUGUCUUAGCCCUGGUCCUCAUUGAGGGGUAAGCAGUGGAAAGGGUGAGCAGCUUCAAGUUCCUGGGUGUCAACAUCUCAGAGGAUCUAUCCUGGGUCCAAUGCAUUGAUGCAAUCAUGAAGAAGGCAUACCAGUGGUUCUACUUUCUAAGGAGUUUGAGGAGAUUUGGUAUGUCACCAAAAACUCCUACAAAUUUUUAUAGAUUUAUAGAAUUGGUGGACAGCAUUGUGACUGGGUGCAUCACAGCCUAAUUUGGAGCCUCCAAUGCACAGGAUCACAAGAGACAGCAGAGGGUUAUAGACUCAGCCAGCUCCGUCACAGGCACAGCCCUCCCCACCAUCAAGGACAUCUUCAAGAGGUGGUGCUUUAAGAAGACGGCAUCUAUCACUAAGGACCCUCACCACCCGGGACAUGCCCUCUUCUCAUAAAUAUUGUCGGGGAGGAGGUACAGGAGCCUGAGGACCCACACUCAAUGAUUCAGACCCCCUCGCCAUUAGAUUUCUGAAUGGUCCAUGAACACUACUUUGUUAUUACUUUUGUUUUGCACUUUUUAUUUUUGUAAUUUAUAGUAAUUUUAUGUCUUUAUCUUGCUGCUGCAAAGCAACAAAUUUCACCUCAUGUAAGUCAGUGAUAAUAAAUCUGAUUCUGAUAGAUACUGAGACAUUGACUGCUGGUUCUAAACACCCCAGCCAGAGCAAGUGUUCUCCCUGUA